This is a messenger RNA of Lachnellula hyalina, 1590 nucleotides long. Its product is annotated as N amino acid transport system protein. Gene Ontology annotation, molecular function: amino acid transmembrane transporter activity. The transcript has 4 exons. NCBI's taxonomy places the organism in Eukaryota, Fungi, Ascomycota, Leotiomycetes, Helotiales, Lachnaceae. Gene Ontology annotation, cellular component: vacuolar membrane. The record is from RefSeq and is a predicted model, not a curated record. Bases 1 to 1590 code for a protein of 529 amino acids. Gene Ontology annotation, biological process: amino acid transmembrane transport.
AUGGCGUUAAAUCAGAAGCAUGCGCCUACAGGCUUCGAAUCAAACAAAGAUCCCAUAUACGACUCUGAAAAGAACUCGAAAUAUGGCAGUGGCGACAUGGAGAGCCGGGGAAGGCACUCGUCCAGCUUUGGGCAACGUGGUGGAAGAAUCGGUCCUGUACUGAAGCAUCUGAGAGGGACAACAGAGCUUGCAGGAUCUGAUUCUGAUGCCAAUAUUUUGGCCGGGCAAAUCGAGGCCGAGUCCGAAAAUGCAAUCCAGUAUAGAACAUGCAGUUGGCAAAAGACUGCCGCGCUACUCUUCUCCGAGUACAUCUGUCUGGCCAUCAUGUCAUUCCCUUAUAGUUACUCGGUUUUAGGCUUGGUCCCAGGCCUAAUUCUGACUGUGGUUAUUGCUGCAUUCGUCUUAUACACUUCUCUGGUUGUCUGGGAGUUUUGUUUGAGACACCCUGAGGUUCGAGAUGUCUGUGAUAUUGGCCAAAUGCUUUUCUGGGGUAAAACCUGGGCAUGGUAUGCUACUGCGGUCAUGUUCAUCUUGAACAACACCUUUAUCCAGGGUUUGCAUGUACUUGUCUUUGCCAAGUAUCUCAACACCAUCACCAACCACAGCCAAUGUACCAUUGUCUUCGCUGUCGUUGCAGCCAUCAUCUGCUGGUUGUCUUCCCUUCCUAGGACAUUCUCGGCCUUGGCAAACCUUGCCACUGCUUCUGCAUUCUUCACCUUUAUCUCUGUCCUCCUGGCAGCGAUCUUUGCAGGUAUCGAGGCACACCCUGCUGGCUACAAUCCCGAUCCUAGUUUCAUUGACCCAGUAACGGGAAUCCACGGCGGGGAGCCAACUGUUACUGCACUUCCAGUUGCAGGAACCACCUUUGUUGCGGGCAUGAGUGCAUUCCUAAACAUCAGCUACACCUUCAUUGGUCAAAUCACGAUUCCAAGUUUCAUUGCUGAGAUGCGGGAGCCCAAGGAUUUCCCUAAGGCAUUGUGGGCUGUGACUAUUGCAGAGGUCCUCGUAUUUGGUAUCAUUGGUUCUGUUGUCUACGCCUACACUGGAAACCAGUACAACACGGCCCCGGCAUUUGGAUCUCUAGGAAACGAAACUUUCAAGAAAGUGUCCUUCUCAUUCAUGAUCCCAACUCUCAUCUUCCUCGGUGUUCUUUACGCAUCUGUCUCUGCCAGAUUCAUCUUCUUCAGAAUAUUUGAGGGAACCAAGCAUAAGUCUUCCCAUACUGUUGUUGGAUGGGCUGCAUGGGCUGGUAUCUUGGCUGCUACUUGGGUUGGAGCUUUCCUCAUCGCAGAAGUCAUUCCUUUCUUCUCUGACUUGCUGUCAGUGAUGUCCUCGCUCUUUGAUUCCUUCUUCGGAUUCAUCUUCUGGGGUCUUGCAUAUGUUCGUAUGCGAAGAGUGGACGGUGGUGUUACUUGGCUCUCGGACAUGUCCAUCUAUGGAUAUUCGAUGCUAGCGUUGAACCUCUUCAUUAUUGCGAUUGGAGUGUUCUUCUUGAGCGCUGGUACUUAUGCUAGUGUGCAGAGUAUCAUCAAUAGUUACGCUGCGGGUACUGUUGGGGGUGUAUUUACUUGUGCUAGCAACGGUCUAUAG